Sinocyclocheilus grahami is the source of this 4690-nucleotide messenger RNA. RefSeq names its product protein MRVI1-like. NCBI's taxonomy places the organism in Eukaryota, Metazoa, Chordata, Actinopteri, Cypriniformes, Cyprinidae. The transcript is spliced from 28 exons. Bases 243 to 4118 code for a protein of 1291 amino acids. The record is from RefSeq and is a predicted model, not a curated record.
CAAGUGAGAAGUUACAGAGACUCUAUCUGCAGAAGCAACAACAACAUGGAAGUUCUAGGCAUCAGCUGGUCACACUUCUGAAAGAGCUGGAGCUUCUUGAAACCCCGCUGGCAGCACAAGAACAGCACAAGGCCAAGCAUCAGACGCAGGAAGCCCACAUAGCGGCCGCCAUCACCUGGUGGAGAGGCCAGACUAAAGAGGGCAAGAAAAACCAGGCUGCCCAAGUUCCACAAGAAACUGUGAUGGACAUUCAGAAGCAGAUCCAAAGCCUGGAAGUCAAUCACAUUCCAGCCCAGCUGGAAGAGACUAAGCGUGGCAUGAAGGUGCUUCUCAAAGACCAGGGAACGAGCACCUGUGACGACGCUCAGAUUCAGUUUAGGGACGUGGCUGUGGUCACUGAUUCAUCAGCAGAGCGUUUGGCUGCAGAAGAGCUGCUGGAGUCUCUGAGGAAAGUGGAGGAUGUGGUUUCGCAGGCCUUGCGGGCAGCUCAGGUGCUCAUGGGCAGCGAGGAGAGGAUAGAGGCCAUCGGCAUGAGGGUGGAGAAAGCACUGAGCAGAGCAGAAGCUACUGAGAGUCAACUCAGUGCCCUGGAGGCCACCAUCUCUGCUAACACACAGUCAUUCUGUAUGUCUCAAUCCGAGGCCACCGGGCUCCUGGUGGAUCGUAGCUCAGCCGCCGUUAUGUCCUUUUCCACACCCGAACCUGUCGCUCAGGAGAGCAUCCUCACUCCACUUUCAUCUGAAAACGGUGGCUCACUUCUGCACACGCCAGCAGAGGAACACAGCAACCAGGUCAGCCAAAACCCAGAUGCAACCCUCCUAGAUCAGGAUCCUGGUUCACCAUCUGAGCUUUGGCGUAGACGUGCUGUCAGAGUUUGCUACGAGCCAGUGUCUACCGGUCUUCCAUCUGUGGGAGCGCUUACCCUACAGAGUCCUGCUUUAAUCUGUACUGAGAGCUCUUUGCCGGGACCGUCAGCUUGUGAGGAGCCCACGCCGCACAACAGACAGGAGAAUGUAGCUGGGUUAGACCGGCCAGCAAGCAAUGACAUCUUCCUCUCAGAGUCAGAGGCUAUUAGGAACACCUUAGCUGUAAAGGAGGAAACGUGCAGGAGUCUAAAUAAAGUAGAGACUGGAUGUGCAGGAACUGAGCUACAAAACAGUAGAAGACAAAUAGAGAGUUCUGGGAAGUGCCAAAAAUCAGAACAUAGCAGCAGGACAGAGGCCUUAAAACUUCUGAACCAAGGGCAGCCUUCCAAGUCAGCGGACGUCUGGGAUAAUCAAGGAUUCAAUUCAUCAGGGGAGACCCAAGUAGAGGAGACUGGGAGUUGUCAAGAGGGAAGAGGAGAUUUAGAAUGCACUGGGAGGAGUCAAGCGGAAUCCAAAAGCAGUGGACAGAGUCAAGCAAGGACAGGGAACAGUGAGACUCAAGAGGAACGCAAAACAAGUGACUCAGAAACAUCAAAGAAUCCAAGUGUCCAAGGUGAAGAUCUAACUGACACUCCAGGGGACCAAGAGGACCCCUCUGCUGUAUGUCAGUUCACACGCUCACGGGGUGAGCAAACUUCACUAAAGAGAGCUCAUAGCUUUGUGACAAAGUCUGUCACUCCUUUUAUCUUCCCUCACACACGCUCUCAGCCCCUGCUCAUCCCCACCAUGCCCACUCUUCCUGAGGAAGAGGAAGAUUCCCCAGAGGAGCUCGACAGUACAUCCAGUUCGCCCUCCACAUAUGCUCCAGUUGAAAGCAAGAGGGUGAAUGUAACCAUGACUCCACCAGCUAUUGUGCUUCCAAGACAAGUCAGCAAGCAAGAGCCCUGUCCUCUGGAGAAAGCAAGCCCUAGGCCUCGUCUCUCCCGAAACUCUGCAUCUUCAUGUCCCAUCACCGCAGUGGAUGAUGAUGGACACGUGAUAGACCUGGUGAAGGAUCAGCUUCCUGAGCUGCAGUUAUCUGAAGAGGAUCGUCAGAAGAAUCUGGAGCUGCUCGAGGAGGCCAAGAAAGUCAGCGAUCGCUUCCUGCAGCGCAGAGGCCGACGCUCCACCUGUAGUCUCAGUGAAUCUCCAACAGCUCUCUCUCCAAACCCAACGCCAUGCUCCUCCCCCAGACCAUCCAGAAGCAGUUCCCUCUCCUCACCCUCACAGCUAGGUCCUGAGGUCACCUCAACUCCUCCAGGUAGUCCCUCCAUAGCUAAGCAUCUGGAGGUACCAUCUACCCAUGACCAAGGGGACACCACUAAACCAGAGCAGGAGACCUUCACGAGGCUAGUAGAUUGGAUGCCCAGUGACAAGCGAAAGGUAUCCUCUGGGACUUUAACCCCGCGUUAUGCCACCACUGUACCAGCCAGAGAUCCCGCUGUGGUUCAGAAGGAGAAGCCAGACCAUCAUGCACCAGCGGACAAGGGGAAGAACUCUGAACAUGCGGCCCAGAAAAAGGAAGAGACUUCUGGCUGUGGCAUCAGUCAACCUCCAGCUACAGGAGUAGCCAAACCCGUCCCCCGGCCACCUACACAGCAAGCCCCAUGCACGGCCGAAAUCAAAACAAUAGGGGCCUUCCCUCCUCUGAUGAGAGCCGUCUCCUGGGACACGGUGGGCUCCAUGAACAUGAGGAAUACAGCUCCCAAAGGGGAGGACAAUCUCUCAGACAAAUCAAGGGAGUCUCUGUUUAAGUCCUCCGGGUACAAGGACUUCCCUGUGCCACCUGGGAGCGUUCAAAAACUGUCCAAAUUGCGCGAGGAGCACAAACUGAUGCGUAACCAGAGCAUCUCCAGCUCAAAGCUUCCUGACCUGAAUGAAACGACCGAGCAGGAACGAGGUCCAUCCUCUCCGCUCACCAGCUCUCCCAGUGAAGAGGAGGCCAAAGAGAAACCUGACGCUAUGCCCAACAUUUCAGACGUCAUGCUACGCAAACUCAAACUGCACAGAGGUUUACCUGGAUGCGCACCCCCGCUCUCAGAGAAGGAAGUUGAGAACGCUUUUGUGCAGCUUUCGCUGGCAUUCCGCAACGACAAUUACACGCUGGAGUCGCGGCUGAAACAGGCGGAAAGGGAGCGCAACCUGACUGAGGAAAACACGGAGAAGGAACUGGAAGAGUUUAAAAACACUCUCAAGAACACUGUGUCACUGUGGCAGAACAUGGAGCAGCGAGAGUUUUACCAGCACCUCUUCGAAACGAUCGCCGUAUUGCACCGCCUGGCCAACCGCCUCUCCAGCCGGGCUGAAAUGGUGGGAGCUGUGAGACAGGAGAAGAGAAUGAACAAGGCCACUGAGGUGAUGAUGCAGUACGUGGAGAAUCUGAAGCGGACGUAUGAGAAGGACCAUGCUGAGCUGAUGGAGUUUAAGAAGCUUGCCAGCCAGAACUCCAGCCGCUGCUAUGCAGGAUCAGUGGACACUGGAGAGGAUGGUGUUCCACGUACAUCAAGAUCCAUGUCUGUGCAAAUGGGAAAGGCUUUGCCCAGACGAAGAGUCAGUGUGGCUGUAGUUCCCAAGUUUAAUCUACUGAACAUCCCCGGGCAGACGCCAGCUGCCGCUGGCCCUAAUGUUGCACCCGGUGCACUUCCUGUGGUGUGUGAGGUGAACACCAUUAAGAACAGCAGUUCCUCAGACCCUACACAACAAGAUGUGCCUGACAAAUCCAGUGGAAACCCUCUGACGGAGCAGGAAAGUGAAGCAAUGCCAACCAAAGUUGUCUGCAGUCCAGAGAAGAUUACAGAAGAGAUCAAAGCCAAGAUUGAAGAAGCAGCAUAUAACAAAGGAUUCCAAGAAGGACUUAAGAGGUCUAAAGAACUUCAGGAGCUGAAGGAGGAGGAAGAGAAAGCAGAAGAGAAGCAGAAGGACUCUGAGGAGGAAGCAAGAGGAAAUACUGAUAAAGACAGGAAGACUAAUAGCAGGUUCGAGGAGGCAUUAGAGGUCUUUGACCGGAUAUUCCCAAAAUUCUUCCGGCGAAAUCGAGUGCUUUGGAUCGUCCUCACUCUGUUUUUUGCUUCAUUCAUUCUUGUCAAUGUCAUAAGCUUCUUCAGUAACCGCUACAGUGAGAGCGGAGACACAUCUGCAGAGAAGUCCGCCGUCCCAGGCAAGAAGACGUUUUUCGGACUGAAUGUAGGGUCAAAGACCCCUGCCCCAGAAUGACUUUAUUCCCAUCCAUCACGGAGAGACUGAUUAACACAGCUCAUAUUGUUUCUACCAGUCUUUCACACUGCAUUUAGAAAAUAGCAGAACUACUUGUUACUGUUUAGGGACCAAGUGUGCUUAGAUGAGAAAUCAGAUUUGCUUUGUAAACUAAAUUGAUAAAGUUAUAAUACUUGGGGUUGGGAAAGUUGGGAUUUCUUGUUAUUGCAGAGAAAUGUUUUCGAAGACUGUCACGUUUGAUAUAUGAUUACACCACUCGAACCUUACGAUUAAACUUCUCAGGUUUUGUGAAAUAUAUAUUUGAAAUAUUACGUACAAUAUUUAAUACAAAAUUUGGUACAGUAUGUUUUAAAGUCUUUGCAGUUGUUUAUGUUGUCAUAUGUUUAAUUGACAUUCCAAGGUAGAUCCUAAAGUGCAAUAUUUUGCGACUGGUAGUUGACGGUUGUGUGGGGAUGUGCCUUCAGAGCACUGAGUUUGAUCGUUCAGAAUGUUUCACUAUUUUGAAGAGCACUUUUAACUAGCAUGAAAGAAUUCAUAUUUGCACAUGUGUGCUUGUGUUUACUGUUGUGCCA